AUGGAAAAUGUCCAUCAACGUAUCAGUAUUUCCGUUCUUCCUGCCUCCACGGCUGCGUGGACCAGCAGUAGGGCUACCACGAACAGCAGCAGUAGUAGCAGUGCAACACAGUGGAAGGCGUCUCCCUCCCCCCUCUCCCCCCCCUCUCCCUCCCCCCUCUCCCCCCUCUCUUCCUCCCCCCUCUCCCCCCCCUCUCCCUCCCCCCUCUUCCCCCCCUCUCCCUCCCCCCUCUUCCCCCCCUCUCCCUCCCCCCUCUUCCCCCCCUCUCCUUACCCCCCCUUCCCCCCCUCUCCCUCCCCCCUCUUCCCCCCCUCUCCCUCCCCCCUCUUCCCCCCCUCUUCCCCCCCUCUCCCUCCUCCCUCUUCCCCCCCUCUCCCUCCCCCCUCUUCCCCCCCUCUCCCUCCCCCCUCUCCACCCCCCCCUCCCCCUCCUAUUCCCCCCCCACCUCUCUCCCCACUAUCCCCACCCUCUCCCGGCCGUCUCCCCGUCCUCUCCCCCACCUCUUCCCCUCCCUACCGCCCCACCUCUCCCCUUUCCCCCUCUCAUUGUACCUCAAAGAACGCGCCAGCGAUCUCGUCUCCUCUCGUCGCUUUCGUUCUCGAUGCCCAUCUGCCGCCGCCGCUCUGCCUCGCGCGGGUCCUCGAUCAUCAGCACCAGCCGGAUCUGCGUGACGUCACAUUAGCGCGGGCGGCAGGCAUGCAGAAAAUGGCGUGCGGCAGGGGGGCGAGGGAAGGGGGGGGAACAGCGAAAACAGGACAGCAGGUAGGUGGGCGAAGCGUGCGAACGGCUGACAUUGACGGACAAUGA
Closterium sp. Naga37s-1 is the source of this 807-nucleotide messenger RNA. The record is from the annotation of a GenBank genome assembly. Lineage: Eukaryota; Viridiplantae; Streptophyta; Zygnematophyceae; Desmidiales; Closteriaceae.